CCAGCACCGAUUUGCUACGACUUCUCUGAUUGGCUGAUAUCUAUCCUCCGUACCAGACAAGAUGGCUGCCAAAUUUUGCGGUCUUUUCUAGAGUGGGGAGGGCGACCACGCUUCAACCAGUCCGACCCGGAUCCACUGUCGACAGAAUUCUCCACAGACGAUCCCUGUGUUUGUGCAUCUGUGCGUGAUCCGUAAAUAAUGGCACGAUCCCGAUCUCCUGCCAGAAAGGGCAGAAAGCGGAAAGGGAGCCGAUCCAGGUCACGAUCUUAUUCGUCGCGGUCCCGGUCAAGAUCGCGAAGCCGAGGUCGGCGCCAUUCUCCCUACCGGAGACGAUCCUCCCCGAUUCGUCCGUUCCGUGGGCGCGGCCGGGGGCGUGGCAGGGGAUGGAGGGGGCGGGGCAGAAUAGGACCACUCCCACCUGCCAGGGGGUACUCCCGGAGGUCACGCUCAAGGUCGUAUUCCCGAUCUAGAUCCAGAUCUCGGAGACGAUCCCGCUCACCGCGUCGAUCCAGGUCUCCCAGGAGAUCCCGAUCCCCGAAGAGAUCGCGCUCGCACUCGCCAAGAACCAAGCCCCGCCACAGAUCAAGAUCUCGCUCCCCGCGGCACACAAGACGAGCGUCGCACAGAUCCAGAUCACGACACAGAUCACGAUCGAGAGGCCGCGACGCCCGAGCUAGCCCCCCGCCGAGAAUCACCUCCCACCCAGAAGAAUGGGAGCAGACGUACCCACCAGAGGAGGUGGAGAAGAAGCCGCUGCCCCCCUCCCCACCCAGGAGUCAGUGGGAGCGUGGGGAGGGGUACCGCAGCGAUGGCGAGGAUGUUCGGCCUGAACCUGAGGGAAGGUGGAAGUCUCCUGUCCGACAGAGGGGGAGCUUCUCGGCAGAACGAGGGGGGUACCCGCCGAGGAACCUGUCUCCCAGACCUGCCAGUUUGGGCGGAAAGCGCACGGGGAGCUACGAGGAUAUCUAUGAUGUCAAGAAGCCGCGAGGACAAGCCAUAACUCCGGAGAGGUUCCGCGAUGCCGAUUUCGACAGAGAGCCUCGCAGACGCUCCUGGGAUCGGUCGCCACGUUUCGACGAAGGUCGGCCCGAGCCACCCCGGGGAAACAGAGGGCGGUCGUGGGAGAGAAACGAAGGGCCGUAUCAAGACGACAGACUGCCUCACGAAGUCGCUGAGCGCAACAUCCCCUUCAUAGAAGAUGACUACCCCGACAGGGAGCCAAUACACCAAGGGGAGAGAAACUCGCCGUACGAAGAAGGUGGCGACUACAGAAGGCAGGAGCUGAAGCCGACAGAAAGACAAGCGUGGCCUCUACGAGAGGAAAAGGGGAGAGAGCGCUUCUCUAGAUCCCCCUACAGAGACUAUCCUGAACAUGGCGCGGAGAGAAGAGAAUAUCCGCUGGCCAAGCCUGCAGCUGUGAGAGAGAGGGAGGCAGCAUUCAGGCAAGGCUCACCUCCAAGAGCACAACACGACGAACCCCCACCGCGUGGUAAGGCUUCACGAAGGUCCACCGAGGAAGCCAGCCAAAGAUCGCGAAGUUCAGACACAAGGAAACCUGCGCUUGAAGGGAAGAAGAAGUCAGCUGGCAAAGGUCAAGGCAAGGAGAGGGAUACAUCCGACGACAGACAUCACAAAGCAAAAGGGCAGAAGAAACGAGACCACUCUCGAGAGGAGACCCAUCAUGGCAAAGCUCAGAAGGCAACAGAGAAGAAGCACGCAGAGAGUAAGAAACAUGGAAAGAAAGCACAAGCUUCAUCCCCAGAUAGGAAGGGAAGACACGACAGCAGAAGUCCUCCAAGAAAAUACAGCAGGAAGGGCAAGGAAAAAUCUCCUGAGGAAGAUAUCGUGCUGUCUGUCAAAGAGGAAAAGAAGAAGAAAGCGCGGAAGGAAGAGCACCUCUCCUACAAGGAUGUGGACUUGGAGAUGGUACAGAUGACGAUCCACCGCACUGUCCAUCAGUCACCGGCCAUCGAUCCGGACACCGUGGUGGUCCCGCGCAAGCCAAACGAGGGCCUGCGUCCGAUAUCCCAGCGCCCCGAGUUCAAGUCCCACGUACCCGUAACAGAGGCUGAAGCCGCGCCGGAAGUGAAGACAGAGAGGAGGAUCAUCCAGAUCUUAGACGACGAUGAGCCAGAGGAAGAGCCAAGACGUGGCGAGGGGAAGAGCAGCGUGUGGCGAAGGCUGGAAUCUCAAGGUGCGGAAGAUCCUCGUAGAGUUCGACGCCGCUCCAGAAGCCAAGAGGACCGGAGCCAUGGUAGAAAAAGGUCCGCAUCACCGCCUCGAAGAAGCCUCAGCGAUCGCUUUACUUCUCACGGCGACAGCCGACGGUCACCAGAUGCGGAACCCCAUGCUGAGAAGCGAGGUGGCUACAGUCACUCCGAGCGAGACGACUACAGAAGGCGGGAGAGGAAGUUCGACCGAAGCGGGUCCAGCGAGCGAGGAGCCCAGCACGACGACGGGAGAAGAGUACGCGAUCCCAACGACCUGAGGCAGACCCUGGUCCGCAGGCGACAGGAGAGCGAGAGCGACUACUACAGCGACCACCACCCGGAAGACGACAGGCGCGACCGCUCGGGAGACCGCAGAACGGAUUUCCGGAGGGACUCCGGGGAAAGGGGUGGGUACAGGGGGAGGGGGGACUGGCGUGGGAGGGGGGACCACAGGGGGAGGGUUCCGGGGCGCGGUGACUUUCGAGGACGUGGCGACUUCCGAGGGAGAGGCGACUUCAGAGGAAGAGGCGAUUUCCGGGGAAGGGGUGAUUUCAGGGGGAGGGGCCGCGGAAGGGGCCUGCCCAACUUCUCCAGCCGGCCAGACAAGUUCCAAGACGAUUGGCAGAAAGACCCAGAGGCCACACCCAAGGGAGCUUACUAUUAUGAGCAUGAUGACAGAGACAACCCUCCUCUCCGUGGAGCGUCCUUUGAUCGGGAACGUGGGCGCGGCCGGGGGCGAGGCUUCGUACCCAGAGGGCCGAGGUUCAGAGGUCGCGGGCGGGGGUUCGGAGGGAGAGGUCGGGGGUCAAGGUUCAGCCCCCAGUGGGAACAUGACAAGUUUGAGGACAUGGACACCAGUAGGUCACGGGGGAGCAAGGACAGAUCUCGAGAGGAAGAAGAUAACAAACCCACCAGCACCACAGGCUAGCUGAACACCAUGAAAUGCACCCUGUACACCCCUACUGAAGAUGUGGUGUCAUCUUGAAAAUGACACUUACUACAGAACUUUGGGAGUGUCUGACUCUUUAGAGAGGGGGUAUCCCUGUGCUCAUAUGGGGUCAUAAACUAGCUGAACACCAGGAAAUGUACCCUGUACACCCCUACUGAAGAUGUGGUAUCAUCUUGAAA
Messenger RNA from Branchiostoma belcheri (Belcher's lancelet), 3338 nucleotides. RefSeq names its product serine/arginine repetitive matrix protein 2-like. NCBI's taxonomy places the organism in Eukaryota, Metazoa, Chordata, Leptocardii, Amphioxiformes, Branchiostomatidae. The record is from RefSeq and is a predicted model, not a curated record.